Dibothriocephalus latus is the source of this 876-nucleotide messenger RNA. NCBI's taxonomy places the organism in Eukaryota, Metazoa, Platyhelminthes, Cestoda, Diphyllobothriidea, Diphyllobothriidae. The record is from the annotation of a GenBank genome assembly.
GAGGAGGUGGUGGACGCCCUAGAAAACGACUGGGACCCCGAGGAACACGAUCGCCUGGUACAGAAGCUGUUUGGCAGCGAGUACUACGGAGCACCGACAGGCGAUGAUGAUCUUGACGAGCCGCCUGUAUUCUCCGAUGAUGAUAAUGACGAUGAAGUCGAUCUGGAUUCAGAUCGCUACCACCCUCGGCGGCGACAUCGUGGCGAAACCGUACAAGACGUGGAACCGGGCGACGAGGAGGCGGGGUCGGGGGAGAUUGCGACAUCUCCAAAAAGCCAUUCCCACGCAUCCGCUAUUGAGCGAGCGGCGAAGGAUCUGGAGGGCACUCUUGCACCGCGAUCACGUGGUAGGAAACGUGCACACGUGGGUUCUCGACUAAAGGCUGCCCUUGAUCGCCGAAAACCCCUGUUUGACCCUACUAAGGAUCCGGACUUUGAGAAAUAUUUUGACGAGUUCUACCAACUGGACUGCGAAGACAUUCUUACCGGCUCGAGACCCGGUGAGGACAUUCACUGUCGUUUUAAGUACCGUGAGGUGAAACCCAAUGACUUCGGUCUGACCACAGAGGAGAUCCUCGCGGCCGACGACAAGGAACUGAACCGCUAUGCCUCCGUGAAGCUGAUGAGUGUCUACAGGACGGAAGAAGAGGAGGAGAGGGAUUUGCGCAAAUAUCAUCGACAGAAGAUGCAACUAAAGAAGCGCCAACUCCUUCCAUCUCUCCUUGGUGGACAGCAGCUUGGCGCCGAGGUGGAAGAGGGACAGGGAUCGUCAGCUGCAAAUCAGUCGGCCACUGAGCUUCCUGCGGUUGCAGAUCCAUCACUACUAGCCGAUAGGUCAACGGAGCAGCAGCAGCAGCACCAGCUCUCAAAAUGGUAA